Molecule: messenger RNA, 1177 nt
Organism: Nilaparvata lugens (brown planthopper)
Lineage: Eukaryota; Metazoa; Arthropoda; Insecta; Hemiptera; Delphacidae
Product: cytochrome P450 4g1-like
Molecular function (GO): heme binding; monooxygenase activity; oxidoreductase activity, acting on paired donors, with incorporation or reduction of molecular oxygen
Source: RefSeq, a predicted model, not a curated record
GCUAGUAAGUGUUGUUCUCUACAUAGUUCUAUGUUCAGUGGUUUUGUUCUUCUGGAAUACUGUGAUACGCAAACAUCGAUUGAGAAUAUGCGUUACUCAAAGUGCUCGAUAUAAGAUUUUGUUCAAUUAUUAUCUCAGAAUAUUCUAGUUUUAUAAAUAAAUUUGAAGUAACAAUUCAAAAGGAUCCUAACAAGAAACCAAAUAUGGAUGUGAAAGUGAAUGUUGCUGGAUUGGUUUCCAGUCAUUUGGAUCAAAAGCAUAGCACAAAAUGGAUUACUGGUGUAGAGGAGCGAGUCAUCAUGCUACUGCCCUAUCUACUCAUGUUCUUUGGUGGUUUUGUGACUUGGUACAUGAGGAGAAUGCAACGGAUUUCGGCAAUGAUAUCCAAGAUACCAGGCCCUCCGACAUUGCCUCUCAUAGGAAACGCUCAUUCCUUCUUUGGUCUCGACAUGGAAGGUUACAACAAUAUUCAGCUGGAGUUGAUGAAAACGUACGGGUCCACUGUGAGAGUUUGGCUCGGUCCCUUCCUCUGGGUGAAUCUUGCAGAGCCGAAGCACAUUGAGGCCAUCCUCAGUAGUGAAUAUGGAACCAACAAAGAUCCUACUUACAGGUUUUUCAAAGCUCACUCUGAUGGAAUAUUCGUAGCAUCAGGUGACAGAUGGCGUAAACUAAGGAAAAUGGUGAACCCAACCUUCCACCAGAAACUUCUGGAAAACUUCUUGACAACUUUCAACGAGCAGAGUGAUGUACUUGUUCAGCGAUUGGAAGAACAGGUUGGCAAACCCACCUUUGACAUUGGUGAUUAUACGGCAAAAUGCACACUGGAUUUCCUCUGUGGUACUCUAAUGGGUGUCAAAUCCAAGGAACAGAUUGAGAAUCGUUGUGAUUUCGCCAAGAAUGUGGUUGGAUCGGUAACAAUAAUCAAGAAGAGAUUCUACACGCUCCAUUACCAGUCGGACUGGAUUUUCCGUUUCACCAACUGGUCAAAGCAACUGAAUGCCUUCGUCAAACCACUGCAUGACUUUGCCAAGCAGGUAAUUCUUGAGAGGAUCAGUAUCAAACAGGCUGAGGAUCCAAAGGAUGGACUGAGUAAGUCAAGGAUUUUAUCGGUUUUGAUAGAAAUCAAUACCAUUAGUUGUUAAUUUUUACAUUGAGUGAAUUUUCUCUACGAAAAGCA